AUGGCAUCCAUCGCCGGCGCCCGCGCAGCCGCUGCCCGUCACGUCGCUUCGGCCGCCGGCGUUUUCGGUACCCUCUUUCCUCGGCGUGGGUUCGCGGCCGGCACCGCCCUCCCCGCCCGCCGGACGCGCCCGCUGCCUUCCCACGCCGCCGCCGCCGCCGCCACGCCACCGGCCACACGUCUUCUUCGGCGCGGCCUGGCGAUGAUCCCCGAUGACUACCACUACCACGGAUCCAUGAAUCACGUGCCCCUUUGCUGGGUCGACCCCGAAGCUCCACGCGACCCGGCCACCUACUUCAACUACGGCGAGGAGGACCUCGCCUCGGAGGAGGCCAUGUGGGCGAUGUACGAGCGGUGGUGCGCCUUCCACGGCGUCGAGCGCGGCCGCGACGACAUGCUCCGGCGGUUCGGGGGCUUCAAGGACAAGGCGCGCAGCAUCCACGAGUUCAACAAGUCCGGCGCAUCCUACACCAAGCAGCUCACCAAGAGGGCGGAUCACACGGCGGAGGAGCGCGCAGAGUAUUUCCGUCGUCGCUUACCACCACGUACGUACCGUAGCUAGAGAGGAUCUGGAGCCAUCGGUGCCAGCAACAUCGAUCCAAGAACAAUGGCUGAUGAUGCUGGAAUAAAAAUAAUCUUACUAUGUGUCAUCUCCUACUGGUUUGGUUUGGGUGCAGACUUAUUAGUUGCGUUCGCUUCAACCUUAGGGUGAAUGAACUAUGCAUGUUUUUUAGAUGGAUUAUAAUAGUUAUUAAUAACAAAGUUGAA
This is a messenger RNA of Panicum virgatum (switchgrass), 767 nucleotides long. RefSeq lists its product as uncharacterized. NCBI's taxonomy places the organism in Eukaryota, Viridiplantae, Streptophyta, Magnoliopsida, Poales, Poaceae. The transcript is spliced from 2 exons. Bases 1 to 561 code for a protein of 186 amino acids. The record is from RefSeq and is a predicted model, not a curated record.